Messenger RNA from Zea mays, 1663 nucleotides. RefSeq lists its product as uncharacterized. NCBI's taxonomy places the organism in Eukaryota, Viridiplantae, Streptophyta, Magnoliopsida, Poales, Poaceae. The record is from RefSeq and is a predicted model, not a curated record. Bases 34 to 1566 code for a protein of 510 amino acids. The transcript has a single exon.
UCCUACUCUUACAGGAACCCUGCCAGGAAGAAGAUGCAGCUGCAGUCACCAUUUGGGGGCGACGCGUACAACACCGAUGAGUUCGAGCAGGCGGAUCCGGAGUCCUAUUCCAAGGAGUACGGGCUCUCGUUCGGCAUCAGCCACUCGAUCAGCACCGAGGACGGAAUUCUUACUACCAUAUCAAUCUCGACAUCCACAAUCCUCCACACAUCACUGGUACAUACACUUCCAGGUGCUUCAGUUCCAAGCCUUGCCAUGCUGAGCUCGAUGUCUCUGGUGCAUGCCAGCUUAGGUGCACAUCAGGUGUUUGAGGAAUUGUCAUCCUGCACCGACAACGUCUUCAACAAUAGCAUCGGCUUCACACCCGCGCUCAUGGCUUAUGGUAUUGAUAUUCGUGUAAUCCAUGCUAUCAAGUCAAGAAGAAGUCCUGUUGGUAAGGUACUGACAAUUCUUCAAGCGAACUCUUUAUCCUCUAAGGAAGUUGAGAGGCGAUCAUGCAUUUCCUUGGAGGAAUUCAUAUGUAAUUACUUUUCGUGCGACACCCCCAUCAUAAUUAGUGGCACCAUCGAUCAUUGGCUUGCAAGGACAAAAUGGAAUGACAUUGAGUACCUCAAGGAGAUCGUUGGAGAUCAUAUUUUCGCUGUUGAAGUUGGGAAAAAUUACGUGUGUCGUGAGUGGAAGCAGGAGCUGAUCACAUUUUCUCAGUUGCUGGAUAGAAUGACGUCAAUUGUCUGUUCAUCAAACUUGACAUAUCGUGCUCAGCAUCCAUGGUUUGAGCAGUUAAAAGAGCUCAGUGAAUACAUGAUGGUUACCGAAUGUUGUUAUGCUGGUGCAGGGGAACUCCAAUCACUUAAUGCUUGGUUUGGUCCAGAGGAGACAGUGGCACCAUUGCACCAUGAUCCACAUCACAACAUCUUAGCUCAGGUCUUGGGCAAGAAGUAUAUUAGAUUCUAUCGUGCUGUCAUAGCUGGGGACUCGUAUCCACACACAGCGACUAUGCUAAGCAGUACCAGUCAGGUAGACCUUGACAACAUUGAUUUGAAGGAGUUUCCAACGGUUGAAAGCCUGGAAUUCAUUGACUGCAUAUUGGUAGAGGGCGACCUGCUUUACAUCCCUACUAAAUGGUGGCACUACGUCAGAUCUCUUCCCACCAGUUUCUCGGUUAGCUUUUGGUGGCACUACAAGGUUGUUGACUACUGGCUCGACCGUGGAAAAUCUGGGUUUGAUGUUUAUAAGUAUAGACUGUUGCGCAUUGAGGGCCAAGAACCCAUGGGUACUGUGAAUUAUCGAGUAGCUGACAGCAGCCUUAGAUGUGUCAAGCUAGUAGUUUCUUUGCAACACUUACCGAGCACUGGCAGCAGCUCUGGUGAUUGUGCUGUCUCGCUGAGAAGAUGGCUCAAGUUACCAAGUGCAACAUCACUUGAAGCGUCAACAUCACUGGACUCAGAGGUUCAUUCGGUACUGCUAGUUGGAUCUGCUUUGCUGUGUUUAACCUCGGCCAAAGGCUUGUGGGUGUUCGGAUCAAUGCCUUUCUGCCAAAGCUUCUUUUUGACCCUUGAGUUCUAGAUAUUCUUAAUCUCGUUAUCAGUUCUUCUAGGCCACCUAGUUGUAACUUGGGACCACCUAUUCAUUGAUGUGUCAACAGUACCAAACGCAAAGUAUG